UGCCUGGCAGUGUGUACAGGCUGUCUGUUUGAGGACGGCCUCUGCAGACCAUCUGAGACCUGUGUGAACGAUGGAGUGUUUGGAAGGUGCCAGAAGGUUCCAGCGAUAGACGUAGACCGCCAUGAAGCGUCCCCGCUGGUUCUGCAGCACCUGACCGCCACCUUGCAGAAGCUCUCCCGUACAGGCUUCACGUGGCAGGACGACUACACCCAGCACGUGAUGGCCCAGGAACUCUCAACCCUUCCCCACACCUACCCGCAGCAUCUGGAAGCUUCCGACACAGCCAGGAGCUCAAAGCUGAGUGUGGAUAAGGAAAGGAGGUAUAGUCUGGAGGAUGACAGCGCUCUGGCCGAGGCUGUUCAGCGCUACCUGCCCUACCUGGAGGCCCUGUCGUGGGCUGCUUCGAACCCGCGCCCCAGGACAAGGCACGACAGACCAUCUGCUCAGGGUCAGGACCCCCGCGCUGACGGCGUGCUGACCUUCAUGGCGCAGACGUCUGCUUUGACCUACGCUCCCGGGCCCCGGGCCGAUCACCCCGGGGGCCGCCCUUUGCGGACACGCAGCCGGCUGCGGCCUGACGAGCUGAGCCCCAAGGUGGACGGCGGUGCCAACACGCAGAGCCUGGUAACUUCGCUGGGCACCUCUGCAGCUCGGAAGCCCCCAGCGCCCCACGGGGAGGGCGAUCCAGGGCCUCAAAACCCGCUGCGUACGCCCUGGAGAACAGCAAGGGUCCUCUCAGCCCCAGCGGCCCUACGGAAAUGGCCUUCAUCACCAGGAGACCCCGAGGACCCCCCGGCCUUCAGUGAUGAAGCACUUAUCCGGAGUCUCCUGAAGGACCUGGGAAAGCAGCCUGUGGAGGGUCUGAGCCCCCUGGGCCUCGGCGAGAUGGCCCACGUGAUUGCUACCUCCGUGCGGGGUGUGGAUGCAGAAGGGGAGCUUCAAGGAGCCGAGAAAGGAGCCGCAGGAAAGCCACGAGAGGCCAAUGCUGGCAAGCAGGGUGGAGACGGCACGGCAGAUGACCGGGGACCGGACGGUGAAGGUGGCGUUUACAAGGAGGUCAGUCGUUUGAGCCUCCAACUCGGGGACCACCUGCAGGAUCCUGGGUCCCGACUCUUUCCUGCCACCCCCCUUCUUAUGGAGCCCUUCAAAACGGAGAUGAAGAAAUCAGAGACGCCCAGGAUGCCCCCGGCUUGGGAGGAGGAGAGCGCUGGGGUGGAGGACGUGAGGAGUCAGACCUACUCCAAGGAGCGGCUGGAGGGGCUACCUCCCUCAGAGCCCAGGGCGGGCGGCUUUGGCGAGUUCCAGACCUGGGUUCCAGGGCCCUCGCAGGAAGAUGCCCGCCUUGGAGCCGGAGCCCAGGGACGCCCCAGUGAAGGCCUGCAGCUGGAGGUCAGGCCUUCCCAGGAUGAGGAAGGCUACAUUGUGACCGGAGAUGACCCCCUGAGCCCAGAGAAGGGGAAGGAGCUGAUGGAGAGCAUCGCGCGGCUCCUGGAGGUGCCGAUGAGUGUCUUCCCAGACAUCGCUGUCCUGGGACCAGCCGUGACCUUCAGAGUGAGCGCCAGCGUCCAGAACCUGACGACGGCGGACGUGGUGCAGGCUACAGUCUCGACUUUAGUGCCCAGGGACCUUUCCUGGAUCAGAGGCCGAAUUUCCAUCACCUGAUGAGCUCAUCUGAUGUGACAGCCUUGGAUGCAGAUGGGGAGUCUCCCGUCAAUAGCUUUUCCUCAGAGACAAAGAGAGGCAAACGUCUAUAUUCAUUCCCUCCCCUCAUGCGUGAGUAACACCAGCUCUCCCCUCGUCCUCUGUCUCUACCUGGGAGUCACUGCAAAUUUAAACUUCAGCUUUUCUCUUCCGAGCUGGCUGUGCUUUUGCAGAGCUGUUUACGGACGCCCAGCAGCCUUGUCUAUCUGUUUACGUUCAGCGUGUUUUGACAUGUAAAUUUACAUGAGGCAUAUUUAA
Leptonychotes weddellii (Weddell seal) is the source of this 1959-nucleotide messenger RNA. The record is from RefSeq and is a predicted model, not a curated record. Lineage: Eukaryota; Metazoa; Chordata; Mammalia; Carnivora; Phocidae.